AUGACGUCAAAAUUUGCUACUGAGUUUUGCUGGGAAGACACUAGUAGGAGAUAUGAAAACAAAGCUGGAAGUUUCAUUACUGGGAUAGAUGUAACCUCCAAGGAAGCGAUUGAGAAAAAGGAACAAAGAGCAAAACGCUUUCAUUUUCGAGCUGAAGUGAAUCUCGCCCAAAGGAAUGUGGCGCUGGAUCGGGACAUGAUGAAGAAAGCAAUUCCUAAAGUGAGACUGGACACAAUUUACAUUUGUGGGGUGGAUGAGAUGAGUACGCAGGACAUCUUUGCCUACUUCAAGGAGUAUCCUCCUGCUCAUAUUGAGUGGUUAGAUGAUACAUCAUGUAAUGUGGUCUGGCUUGAUGAAGUAACAGCAACACGGGCUCUAAUAAAUAUGAGUUCCUUGCCUGAUCAGGAGAAAACAAAAAGCAGAGAAAACAAUGAAGAGAAGACAGCUGAAAAAGCCAAGAAAGAAAAACAGGAGGAAAGUUCUGAUGAUGAGACAGAAGAAGGCGAGGUUGAGGAUGACAAUCCAAGUGACGUUGAGUUGGAUGCCCUCUCCCAGGUAGAAGAGGAUUCUCUCCUGCGUAAUGAUCUUCGCCCUGCCAAUAAACUGGCUAAAGGAAACAAGCUAUUCAUGAGAUUUGCUACUAAAGAUGACAAAAAAGAGCUGGGAGCUGCCAGGCGAAGCCAGUAUUACAUGAAAUACGGCAAUCCAAAUUACGGAGGCAUGAAGGGGAUUCUUAGCAAUUCUUGGAAACGAAGAUACCAUUCACGUCGAAUCCAUCGAGAUGUGAUAAAGAAAAGGACGCUUAUCGGGGAUGAUGUUGGCUUGACUCCUCCUUAUAAACAUCGUCAUUCAGGCUUAGUAAAUGUUCCUGAGGAGCCUAUUGAGGAGGAAGAAGAGGAGGAAGAAGAUCAGGAUAUGGAUGAAGAUGACAGAGUUGUGGUAGAGUACCGUGAUGAACUGCAAGCGUUCAAACAGUCCCGAGACCGCAGUGCAGCACGACGAUCCAGUGCUAGUGCGUCUGACUCUGAUGAAAUGGACUAUGACCUUGAACUGAAAAUGAUAUCGACACCCUCUCCCAAAAAGAGCAUGAAAAUGACGAUGUACGCAGAUGAGGUGGAAUCACAACUGAAAAAUAUUAGGAAUUCCAUGCGAGCAGAUAGCAUAGCAACCAGUAACAUCAAAAAUCGGAUUGGCAGUAAAGGAUCAUCAGAGAAAGUUGCAGAUGUAAGACUACUGCUAGAAGAAAAACGUCAGAAUAAUACUGGGCCACGUCAGCCAAACAGCACUGUAAAAUCAGAUGUGCGGCAAAGACUGGGAAAAAGACCGCAUUCUCCAGAAAUGAAACCUCCAAGUAGUACCUCUGCUCCUCGUCGAGAGCCAAUAUCAGAUGUGCAUAGCCGGUUAGGAAUCCCCAAACAAGAUGUAAAAGGCCUCUACUCUGAUACCAGAGAGAAGAAAUCAGGUAAUUUAUGGACCCGGUUAGGGUCUGCUCCGAAGACACAAGAAAAGACUUCAGAUAAACCUGAAAACUCUGUGGCAUCUCCAGAGGAAGAUGAUUCAGAGCUCCAGCGGGUUUGGGGUGCUCUCAUUAAGGAAAAAGAACAGUCUCGGCAAAAAAAGAGUCGAUUGGAUAAUUUACCAUCUCUACAAAUUGAAAUCAGCCGAGAAAGCAGUUCUGGAUCAGACACUGAAUCAUGAUUGUUUGUACGUUCUGGUCCUCAAGAUUGUGACUCUGCAGUGUGGCAAGAUUUCCUUUGCCCAAAAGCUGGACACUGGCAAAGGCUCUGCAGCGAAGGUUCCAGAAGCGUCUCUGUUCCUUUUAUACAAAAACAGAGACGCGCGUACCACUUGAAACCUAAAGCAAUCACGUUUGUCUGGAGUCUGUGGUCGGCCCUGUGUUACGUAGGGCAUUGUCGUAUAUGUUUAUUACAGCAAACCUGUAGUUAAUUCUAGCAAAACACUUCUCCCCAAGCUUUGAACUUAAAAGAAGAGGCAGAAAUGCUCUGUAUUUUUAAGAUGACCAUUUUUAACAUGGAGCCUUUUAACAAAAUAUUUUUCACAGUUCAUCCAAAGAGCAGGGCAUUUCAUAAUCAACACCA
Molecule: messenger RNA, 2099 nt
Organism: Nipponia nippon (crested ibis)
Lineage: Eukaryota; Metazoa; Chordata; Aves; Pelecaniformes; Threskiornithidae
Source: RefSeq, a predicted model, not a curated record